AUGCUAGACACAUUUUUUUUUCCUGCACUUGAAGAAUACGACACAGAUGAAAACACACUUUUUCAACAAGAUAGUGCGUCAAGAGAUACUGGUUAUUUGAAAGCCAAGGUGUUUGAAAACAACCCACCAAGGAAUAUUGUUGACUUGAAGGAGCGAAUUCGCCUUGAAAUCAACAACAUAACCUUGGAAACACUUCACAACGUCAUGGGAAGCUUUGCUGUCAGACUCUCACAAUGUGUGGCUAACCAAGGAAGGUAUUUGCCUGAUACAAUCUUUAAAAAAUGA
This is a messenger RNA of Macrosiphum euphorbiae (potato aphid), 285 nucleotides long. Lineage: Eukaryota; Metazoa; Arthropoda; Insecta; Hemiptera; Aphididae. The record is from the annotation of a GenBank genome assembly.